AGGAGGUGGGAUCGUCUAUAACGUGUGUCUGUGAACUUCAAUCAUUACCUUCGUAAGGGGGAGCACAAAGCACGUUAGUGGCCUCCUGAUACUGAAAGUUAUUUACACACGACAUAAUAUUUCGGCGUAAAUCGUGUUCAGAUUUGAACCACCAAAUUUUGCUUAUAUGCACCAACAGCGACAGAGAGAGAAGUGAGUCUGUAAUCUAACUGAAUGAUCUGUUCCCCGCCAAAGUUCUUUGGGGUUUUCUUGACUGAGGUUUACGUGAAAUACAACUCUCCUCACUUCUAAGGUAGCUUGCAGUAACUUCAUACGUACGGGGUUAAGGUCGAGAGGCAUUUGGCCACCCAGAUCUAAGAAAGAAAUUGAAAUGAGAUCCAUAGUAUUUGGCGCCAUCUGGUGUUGUUAAUUGCAAAGAUCGAGUGAAGAAAAAUUCUCUAUCUAAUCGGAAGAUCAUCUCAUUGUUAAUCCUUUGUUCCUAUUUCCCCCCUCCCACAACAGAUGUGUCCAUUGGGCAGCAUUCUACAGAAGUUCGUUACCAUGCCAACGGCUCUGCUCCCCCACCUUGUGUUAGUGAAUGAAACACGUUUAGUGUUAGGAAGCUCAGUGUGCAGCCACACGGAUAGAGUCAACGAGAGAUUGUGAACUGGAAGCCUUGAAGUCAACUCUAUGCUUUUUUGUUUAUCCUAGAGCGUUUUGUAAAAUCCGACUGCUUUCUGAAAUUGCAAGAUUAAUGAAUUAAUUUCCUGAACGUUAAGAUGGACAAAUAAUGAAAGCGUGAUUUGUUUUUAAUUGUAAUUUUUGCUCGGGUCUUAGUUUUCUGGCUUAUGUGUCAUGGCGGAAGUUGUAAAUGGGUCUUUAAAUGAAAGUAAAUCAGUAAAAGGCGAAGUAAAAUCGAAUGGAAAUAUCACCAAGUCCGAGAUGACAGUAAAAGAGACAAAAGUUGUAGAAGGACAAGAAAAAUUCAAGAAAAACAAUUCAGGAAAUAAAGAAAACGGGGAAAGGGGGAGGACUAGCCCUAGGAAGACCAGAAAAUCAAAACAAUAUCCAAGACCCCCUCUACCUCCACUUCCUGAGGGCUGUGAGGCUGAAGAAAUCGAGUGUAGCGCCCCCUUCAGACGAAGUGGUGUGGUACGUGGACGUUUACUGAAGUCCUCUCGCGGCGACUUUCUAAGUUAUUUUUGUUACUACAGUCAAAUGGAGUAUAAACCAGGAGAUACUGUUUAUAUAGACAGUCAACGCCCGGACCAGCCAUUUUAUAUAUGUAACAUUCAGUCCUUCUGUAAG
Messenger RNA from Limulus polyphemus (Atlantic horseshoe crab), 1287 nucleotides. Its product is annotated as arginine-glutamic acid dipeptide repeats protein-like. NCBI's taxonomy places the organism in Eukaryota, Metazoa, Arthropoda, Merostomata, Xiphosura, Limulidae. The transcript has 3 exons. The annotation marks the transcript as partial. The record is from RefSeq and is a predicted model, not a curated record.